Molecule: messenger RNA, 4381 nt
Organism: Gaeumannomyces tritici R3-111a-1
Lineage: Eukaryota; Fungi; Ascomycota; Sordariomycetes; Magnaporthales; Magnaporthaceae
Product: fungal specific transcription factor domain-containing protein
Exons: 7
Coding region: 1197-3944 (915 amino acids)
Biological process (GO): DNA-templated transcription; regulation of DNA-templated transcription
Molecular function (GO): DNA binding; DNA-binding transcription factor activity, RNA polymerase II-specific; zinc ion binding
Source: RefSeq, a predicted model, not a curated record
CUGCUACAUCCCUGACCGUCCGUUCUCUUUGCCCACCCCAGGUCCCUCGCGCGCCCCUUGCUCUCUUUCCUUUCUGCCUUUUGCAUCGCCUGUGACGGCUCCAACCUCCAACCCUCGAUUUCUACCGAUUCCUCCCUUCGUCCUCUUCCUUGCCUUUAUCCUAGACGCUACCUAAUCGUUGCGCCCAUUUUGCCAGUCUCGCAGCCGCAGCCGACAUUGUCUCGGACGCACCAUCAUCCUCUCUUUCGUGCGCCCCAUCCCACGUUUUUUUCUCCAGCGCCAGCGCUGGAUUUGGACAUUUCUUUCCUGCCCCUGGACUGUCGUCACUGCUGAUUAUAAUUAGCGCGGCGACUGCCUGCCUGCGACUGCCUGCGGCGACUUGCCUCCCUCACUUCUGGGCUGCAUUUCAUUACACCAGCGAAUCGUCGAGCACCCUGGCCGGUGUGGGAGCACAGAUGUGACUACAGCCCGCCCGCCCGUAAUUAUAGAAACCAAGACGUACCCCACGACACCACCUCGACGUGCACGACACGGCCUCCAGCGCCCGCAAACCCUUGCGAUUGGAGCACCCCAGCAAUCGGAACACCUGCGAUCGAGUGCCUCGCCCUCCCUCCCAGAAAUCCAAUACCGAGCCGCCCCCAAAACUCUUGGUCUGCGCUUCGCUGCAGCACGCCCUUCGCAGCUUCCUCGGCCGCUUUUAUUUUUAAUCCAACUCUCCCACACCUCGCCUGGCCGAGACGACGUCUCCCUGCGUCACUAGCAACCUCUGAUCCCCGCGACUGCUCAACUCGCUGCAGCCAAGCCCGACGAAUUCUUCGACUCAAUAAGCUAGAGCCCGUCAGCGCUCCUUCUGUCCGCAUUAGUACCUGGCCCCUGGACCUGCGUCGGCUGCCCGGACCUGUCCACCACGUACGAAUUUUGCAGCCAUCCCAUCCCGUGCGUGUUUCCAAAAAAAGAGGGCGUCCGACGGAAACGCACCACCACCACCACCUCCACCACCACUUAAAAGCCUCCUCCUCUUUCCACAACCGCCUCGCGGGUACUUUGGCCGCAGCUCGGAAAGCCUCGAUCCCGCGACUAAACCCCGCGCCCUGAGCCCUUCCGCUGCAGACGGCCCGGCAAGACGAGGCCAGCGCCGGCCACGCGGCGAGAGAUAGCCAGAAACCACGCAGAAUCACCCCACAACCACAGCUGCCAUGGAUCGCAUGGGAUUCCAGAUGCCCCAGAUGCACGGGGCGCCGCCCCUCAUCAACCCGCCCCCGCAGAUCUUCGGCGGCUACGAUGGAAUGCCCAUGCAGCUGCCGCCAGAUAUGACGGCGCACAUGUUUGGAGACCCGAACACGCUCCUGGACGAUGCCAACGAGGCCAAGAGGAGGAGGAUCGCGAGGGCGUGCGAUAUGUGCAGGAAGAAGAAGAUCAAGUGUGACGGGAAGCUCCCAGCUUGCACACACUGCAUCAACUACAAGACGGACUGCGUCUUCACCCAGGUCGAGAAGAAGCGGAGUCCGCCAAAGGGCGCCAAAUACAUUGAGGGGCUAGAGAAUCGCCUUGGCCGGAUGGAGAGCCUGUUGAGGUUAUCUGGCCUUCUUGGUGAGGACGAUGGCGCCACUGACCUCGGGACCCUGGAGAGGCGUCUCGCAGAAAAGACUCGCUCAAGACAGGCCUCGAUGGUGGCCUCGAACCCAACAUCACCUUCUCACACGGCGUCGGGCCCAGAAGGAAACGCCUCGACUCCGCAAAGCGCCCUGACCUCCCCUGAGCCUCCCAAGGACGAGAAGAGGAACUCGCUCACCCCUGAAAAUGAGGGCGAGAAGGAGGAGGAGGUCGCGGCUCUGUCAGAGAUGAUGUGCUCGCUGGUCACUAACAACUCGGGAGAGACUCGGUAUCUCGGCUCUUCCUCGGGCUUCUCCAUCUUCUCCCCCAGAGGUAUCCAGUGGGUGAACGCCAAGACGGGAGACAACUCGUUCCAACGGAUGAUCUCGGAGGUGUCCAUCGACGACCAUAAGUGGACCAACUGGAAGCCUGAGGUAUUCCAGGACCUGUUUCGGCGGCCCGUCUUCAUCAAUAUCCCGCCAAAGGCAGAGGCCCUGUCGCUUCUGAAGGACUACUUUGAGAACUUCAACUGCAUGUUCCCCCUGUUUCACCAGCCGACGUUUAUGCACUUGGUGGAGCGCCACUAUUCCGACAAUCCGUACGAGGGCUCCGGCUGGUGGGCCAGCUUCAACUGUGUGCUCGGCUUCGCCCACAGGCUGCGCGUCAUGAGCGGCCUCGUGCCACAGGAGGAGGACGACAAGGCCUGGGCGUAUAUCAAGAACGCCAUGAGCGUUUUCUCGGAGCUCACCAUGCGCAACACUGACCUCCUGAGCGUGCAGGCACUUCUGGCCAUGGCGCUGUUCAUGCAGGGCACGCCAAACCCACAGCCCACGUUCCUGCUGAUCGCCACGGCCGUCCGACUGUCGCACAGUAUCGGCCUGCACAAGAGGGCGACGGGUUUUAGCAUCAACCCGAUUGAGCAGGAGCAGCGGAGGCGUGUGUUCUGGAUCGCCUACCUGCUGGACAAGGACCUCUCCCUCCGGUCGGGACGCCCGCCGGCACAGGACGAUAACGACAUGAAUGUGGAGCUGCCGGACGAGGACCCGGAGGACAGCAUCGGAAACAUCCCGCUGGCGGACGGCAAGGGCAAGAUGAAUCUCUUCCGCGUCAUGUGUGAGCUGGCCGUGAUCGAGAGCCGGGUCUACAGCCGCCUGUAUGCGACAAAAGCCACCAAGCAGACGGACGGGGAGCUGCUCAACACCAUUGGUGAGUUGGACCAAGAGCUCGAGGACUGGAAGGACCGGAUACCGAUCGACUUCCGCCCGGAGCACGAGAUCAAGGCGUCGCACACGCCGCUCAUGCUGCACGUCAUCAGCCUGCACUUUACGUACUACAACUGCCUGACCACAAUACAUCGCAUGUCUGUGCACCACGGUUACUGGAACAGCCGCCUGUCCAACUAUGCGAUCCAGGGCCUCAACGCGAAGCCGCUGAAUCCCAGGAUCUUCUCGUCGGCCGCGCUCUGCUCGGCGGCCGCGAGGGCGUCGAUAUCGCUGCUUAAAUAUGUACCCCAAGGUGACCUUUCGGUCGUAUGGCUGCUGCUGUACUUCCCCGUAUCGGCACUCGUGACCCUGUUUGGCAAUAUCAUCCAGAACCCAUUGGACCCUAGGGCGCGAUCCGACGCACGGCUGAUGGACGUUGUCGUUACUUUCCUGUCGACCCUCGGAGUGGAGGCGGAGACGGGUGGUGUGCACCGCAUGCUGGCGGUGUGUACCGAGUUCGAGCGCAUCGCGAAGCUCGUGAUCGACAAGUCAGAGAAGGAGAACGCGGGGCGCAGGAAGAGGAAGAACAACGAAAGCUCCAGCGGAGCCGCUGGGCGGGCCGGCGCCUCGACCGGGUCGGUAUCCGGACCAAGCGGCGGCACGGGCACGGGCUCGGCAGCGCCGACGCCGCGGCCGCCAAGCUCGGGCGCGCACACGCCGACGCCACACAGGCCGACGACGGCAAACGGCGGGGGACAUAUGUCGCCGCACGCGCCGCACAGCAAUUACGCCACGCCCAUGACGAACCCCGGCCCCCUGAGCCAGCACUCGUCACCGUCGGUCGCGCCGAGCAACUGGCCGCCGUCCAACGACUUUGCAGGCAACGGCGCCGGGGGAGGCCAGCCCAUGGAGGCGCUCGAGUACACAAACUUUGCCGAGAUGACGGGCUUCACGCCCGAUCUCAGGCAGGGGCAGGCCCCCGGGGCUUACUACACGCAGCCGCACCUGCCGCCGGACCUCUACUCGCUGCCCGUCAGUCUGGACUGGGACUGGGCCGAGAUGAGCGGUGGCGCGUACCCGAGCUUCGAGAACGGCGCGGUGCCGCACAUGGGCAACAUGGGCGGCAACAUGCACCACGUGCCCAGGUGAUGUCGCUCGCUUCGUGUUUCUUUCCAUCUUUUGCUCUUUGGCCUCAUUUUGCUUGAUUUUCUCCAAUACCUUUCAUCUAGUCCCUUUCCCUAAACACGACUGUUACGUGGAUGUGUUACGUCUCCUUGUACCAUUUUUUUUUCAUUUUUCAUUUACACUUCUCUUCUCUUAGUCUUUAACUUUUUUCAAGUAAUGGCAUUUUAUCUCCUCUCACAAUUCUCGUUUGAAUACAUAUCAUCAUUUAUGGUGGUAUGGAAUCAACUAGUCAGCAUUGGGUAUGUAUUUUGGAAAGUCGAUCAACAAGGGAGGAACAAGGUAAAGCAAUGUAGGGAGGCUGUCAUUUCCAAGCACCAAUGGGGAAUUUAAAUCACGCAUGUGUAUAUGUAGUCUGGUUAUUUGGCUAUAAAUCCGCAAUCCAAUUAUUGCAACGAGUGAGA